This is a messenger RNA of Lymnaea stagnalis (great pond snail), 14787 nucleotides long. The record is from the annotation of a GenBank genome assembly. NCBI's taxonomy places the organism in Eukaryota, Metazoa, Mollusca, Gastropoda, Lymnaeidae.
AUUAACGUCUUGGUGUUGAAACCAGUCAGAUUCGGGAGCCAGACAUCUUGGCAUUCGCCCCAAGCAUGUGUUUGAGUUAAACUAAACGACAAGCGUCCCGACGGUUAAACAAUAAAGUGAAUUCUUCAGGAUAAACGGUACAAUAAUUACUCGAGAUCUGUGGUUUCCAUUGGAACGUUCUCGGCGGUGUUCCAAUAUAACGCAAUGAAAGUGAAAGGAAACGUGAUCGUGCUAUGGUUGGGUAUCGUCGCAUCAGGGUGGACCACAACAGUUACAGGUAGGCCUAAAUGAGAUGCUAGGUAAAAGUGGCUACACAUAGGUUUAAACUCAUGCAAUUUGAGCUGCUUCUUUUUUCUUCCGUGGAAAAUAAAGCAGAUUGGCACUUUAAAGUGUCUGGCGAAUAACAGUAGAACGUAUGGUGGGUGAGUAGGGCACACGUAAGGUGGGUAAGUAGGGCACACGUAAGGUGGGUGAGUAGUGCACACGAAUGGUGGGUAAGUAGGGCACACGUAAGGUGGGUAAGUAGGGCACACGUAUGGUGGGUGAGUAGUGCACACGAAUGGUGGGUAAGUAGGGCACACGUAUGGUGGGUGAGUAGGGCACACGUAUGGUGGGUAAGUAGGGCACACGUAAGGUGGGUGAGUAGUGCACACGUAUGGUGGGUAAGUAGGGCACACGUAAGGGGGGUGAGUAGUGCACACGUAUGGUGGGUAAGUAGGACACACGUAUGGUGGGUAAGCAGGGCACACGUAAGGUGGGUGAGUAGUGCACACUAUGGUGGGUAAGUAGAACACACGUAUGGUGGGUGAGUAGUGCACACGUAAGGUGGGUGAGUAGGGCACACGUGUGGUGGGUGAGUAGGGCACACGUAAGGUGGGUGAGUAGGGUACACGUAAGGUGGGUGAGUAGGGCACACGUAAGGUGGGUGAGUAGGGCACACGUAUGGUGGGUAAGUAGUGAACACAAAGUAAGAUCUCGAUGUCCAUUGUUUAAAAACUCAUUGAAAGCAAAAAUGAGAAUUGCUAACAAGUGAUGGUAACAAAUGAUAAGGAGACAGUUGGUCUUCAACGUUAGUCAAGUAAAUAUUGGGUUGGUAGGGUUUGUGUACAAUGUCUCAACUUUGAACAACAAUGUGUGCCAUGCCUUAUCUUUAAACUACAAUGUGUACAAUGCCUUAUCUUUAAACUACAAAGUGUACAAUGCCUUAUCUUUAAACUACAAUGUGUACAAUGCCUUAUCUUUAAACUACAAUGUUUACAAUGCCUCAUCUUUAAACUACAAUGUGUACAAUGCCUUAUCUUUAAACUACAAUAUGUAACAUGCCUUAUCUUUAAACUACAAUGUGUACAAUGCCUCAUCUUUAAACUACAAUGUGUACAAUGCCUCAUCUUUAAACUACAAUGUGUACAAUGCCUCAUCUUUAAACUACAAUGUGUACAAUGCUUUAUCUUUGAAAGUGCAAUUGACAUUUUUUUUUUUUGGGGGUUUUUUUUUUUUUUGGGGGGGGGGGGGUUAAUGAAACAAAGCGUUCGUGUUCUUCAUUAGUUUUAAUUAGCAUGAGCCUUAAAAAUACUUUUGACGGUUCGUUAAGUAAGAAUCUCAUGACUUCAGAGUCAAUGUUUGGUACGAUACUGUUGGGUAGCGAAACUGUUGCUAGGUACCGGUACAACAGAACAGUUCGCUACAAUUAGGUACAAUAGAAAUGUUGGGUACAACACAAAAGUUGGGUUUGAUAUUGUUUUGGCGGCUUUGUAAAGUAAACUCAUAGAACAACAAGAGUCAACCUAGGGCAGCGGUUCUCAACAUGUGGGUCGCGACCCAGCGACCCCUUUGGGGGUCGCACGACCUUUUCCUAGGGGGUCGCCUAAGACUAUCAGAAAACACAUGUAAUCUACAGUUAUGACAUAGCAACGAACAAAAAUAUGUGGUUGGGGGUCGCCACAAUAAUGGUAGCUGUAUUAAAGGGUCGUGGCAUAAGGAAGGUUGAGAACCACUGACCUAGAGGGUUUACAGUAAGUAAGGAAGAGCACAGAUAAUCAUACUGGGUACGACUGUCAUUUCAUUUGACAGCACAGAUAAUCCUGCUUGGUAUGACUGCCAUUCCAUUUGACAGCACAGAUAAUCAUGCUUGGUAUGGCUGACUUUCCAUUUGACAGCACAGAUAAUCAUGCUUGGUACGACUGCCAUUCCAUUUGACAGCAGAGAUAAUCAUUCUUGGUAAGGCUGACUUUGUAUAUGACAUUAAAAAAACCUCAUCAAAAUGAAAGUCAUACUACCUCGCCAUGCGUAAUGUGACGGACCUAAACUCACUCUUCCAAGUGAACUUUGUAUUUUCUUUUUGAACAAAACUAAAGAGUUAACAGAUCAAUAUAAAACAGGUUAAAACGCAGCGGUCGCCAACCGAUGGUCCCCUGGCCACUGGUCAUCAUCACCAUCAUCGCCUGUCGUCCCAUCUGGGGCAUAGGCCACAAACAAAGGCUCUCCAGGCAUCCCGGUCUUGGGCCAGUCUCUCCAGCUGUCCCCAGUGGUGCCCACUCUUUUUGGUGCCUGCCUCCAGUUCCCUUCUCCAAGUUAUUUUGGGUCGACCUCUUUUUCUCUUGCCCUGGGGGUUCCAAGUGAGGGCUUGUCUCGUGGUACUGGAUGUAGGCUUUCCGAGGGUGUGACCAAUUCUGAUCUAUCUGCGCUGGCAAGACUAACGCUUCCACUGGUUCUUGUUGUGUGCGCCGCCAGAGAUCCUCGUUGGUGAUGACGUUGGGCCAGCGGAUUCGUAGAAUCAUUCGGAGACAUGAUUUGAUCAACUGGUGCUCAGCAAUAAAUAAAAUUUUGGCGGUCGGCAGAAAAAUCGAUAAAAUUUUUUUUUUUUUUUUCAUUUUAGGUACCAAACAGUUCACCCUGCGCCAAGAUAUCAAAUUAUUUUCCCAGCAGCAAAAGACAAAAUACAAAAAUAAAAAGUGUCAACACUUUUCUGACGAUGAGUUUGUAGCCAAGAUAUUUAUUCGUUGUUAAUUUAAAGAGCUACACACAUCCUUGCAAGGAUAACUUAAGGACGUGUUCACACUACGAUGUAAAUGCAUGCUUUUCAAAAAGAAAAUCUCAGUGGCAAACAAGGUUGGCUGACGAAGAUCUGCAAAUAGUUUCAAAUUUUGAUGAAUAUAGAACAGUAUAACGUGAGAAGGACGUCGACCGGCAGUUGGUGACCAUUGCUCAACGGCAUCUACAACCAGUCACAGAAGGACGUCGACCGGCAGUUGGUGACCAUUGCUCAACGGCAACUACAACCAGUCACAGAAGGACGUCGACCGGCAGUUGGUGACCAUUGCUCAACGGCAUCUACAACCAGUCACAGAAUCUUUCGGCCUUAACCACCCACAGAAGGACGAUCUCGCAUGUUGUUUAUAAUAGAUCUAUUUGUAACAAACAUUGCAGAUGGCAAGUUAGGCAUAAAUGAAAAUGAAAGCUCUGACGACUGUCUCAAAGCUUGAUUCCAGUCAGGCCUCAUCAAGACAACCCAUUUGUUGACUCUAUACAAAAGAAACACACAUUGCCGAGCAAGCAAUGAACAUUUUGAUUCAAUUUUCAACAACACAUUUUUUUGCGAAAAGACAUUUUCAUCUGUCACAGUAACUAAAUCCGGGCUCGGUUUGAAAUAAAUACGGCUCUCCGUCUUGCUAUGACGUCACUGGAAACGUAGAUCAAACGUGCCGGAACAAAUACCACACUAGAAAUAUGCAAUACUUAUAUAUUAUAUCAGCUUCAAUUAUUUUGUAAUAACGGCUAACUUUAACAUGUUUGUUGCCAUACUUUAAAGAUUCUGUUACUAUAUUAUAAGCUUGUGCAAAUCUGUUUUAUUAAUUAGGGGCAUUUCUUAAACUCGUUUUAUAAAGUAAAAAUGGUCUGAUCAUUAUUGUACUAUUUACUAUUUUAUUUUAUUUUUGGUUUUCGGCUGAGAUUUUGCAUACAAUAUAAAAAAAAAAAUUGCCCCCCCCCCCCGAAUUACUGACGGCGUAUUUACCCAAAUCAAGAAUCGAGUUUUCCUUUCCCAACUCCGCCUUUGUGAUCUAAAUCUUUUUUUUUUUUUUUUUUUUUUUUUCGUCGUAAUAUUUUAAAAAAAAAAAAAAAAAAAAAACCCCCCCCCCCCCCCCCCCCCGAAUUACUGACGGCGUAUUUACUCAAAUCAAGAAUCGAGUUUUCCUUUCCCAACUCCGCCUUUGUGAUCUAAAUCCUAACUGAAUCGUGUAGUCUCAACGUGUAGUGUCAACUUAUUGUAUUAAUUAAUAAAUUAAUAUUGUCUUUUGUUUGCUCCGAGUCCGACAUGGGAUAUUCAGUUAGAGUACUAUUUCCCAAAGUCGGGCAGUACGGUGAUUAUCUAUAAUAUUGUCUCUAAGAGACAGGGAUGUAUCAAGCAUUACCUUUAAAUGGUGGUAGAGUUGGACAGUUCACCGUCUAGCUCCAUUUAUUUUUCCCACACUGACCACAAUAUACACCAUCGUUUAAAAGUAAAAAGUCUUUUGACCACAAUAUCUACCUAGUUACCUUAUUGGGGUUUAUUCAAAAAAAACAACAAACAAACAAGCGAAACCAAUCUCAUCAGACAUUUACAGGCUCAUCCCAUCAGACAUUUACAGGCUCAUCCCAUCAGACAUUUACAGGCUCAUCACAUCAGACAGUUAUAGGCUCAUCCCAUCAGUUACAGGAUCAUCACAUCAAUUACAGGCUCAUCCAAUCAGUUACAGGAUCAUCACAUCAGACAGUUAUAGGCUCAUCCCAUCAGUUACAGGAUCAUCACAUCAAUUACAGGCUCAUUCCAUCAGUUACAGAAUCAUCACAUCAGACAGUUAUAGGCUCAUCCCAUCAGUUACAGGAUCAUCACAUCAGACAGUUAUAGGCUCAUCCCAUCAGUUACAGGAUCAUCACAUCAAUUACAGGCUCAUUCCAUCAGUUACAGAAUCAUCACAUCAGACAGUUAUAGGCUCAACCCAUCAGUUACAGGAUCAUCACAUCAGACAGUUAUAGGCUCAUCCCAUCAGUUACAGGAUCAUCACAUCAAUUACAGGCUCAUUCCAUCAGUUACAGGAUCAUCACAUCAGACAGUUAUAGGCUCAACCCAUCAGUUACAGGAUCAUCACAUCAGACAGUUAUAGGCUCAACCCAUCAGUUACAGGAUCAUCACAUCAGACAGUUAUAGGCUCAACCCAUCAGUUACAGGAUCAUCACAUCAAUUACAGGCUCAUUCCAUCAGUUACAGAAUCAUCACAUCAGACAGUUAUAGGCUCAACCCAUCAGUUACAGGAUCAUCACAUCAAUUACAGGCUCAUUCCAUCAGUUACAGGAUCAUCACAUCAGACAGUUAUAGGCUCAACCCAUCAGUUACAGGAUCAUCACAUCAGACAGUUAUAGGCUCAUCCCAUCAGUUACAGGAUCAUCACAUCAAUUACAGGCUCAUUCCAUCAGUUACAGAAUCAUCACAUCAGACAGUUAUAGGCUCAACCCAUCAGUUACAGGAUCAUCACAUCAGACAGUUAUAGGCUCAUCCCAUCUGUUACAGGAUCAUCCCAUCAAUUACAGGCUCCUCCCAUCAAUUACAGGCUCAUCCCAUCAGUUACAGGCUCAUCCCAACAAACAGUUACAGGCUCAUCAGAUCAGACAGUUACAGGCUCAUCCCAUCAGUUACAGGCUCAUCCCAGCAGACAGUUACAGGCUCAUCCCAUCAGUUACAGGCUCAUCCCAGUAGACAGUUACAGGCUCAUCACAUCAGACAGUUAUAGGCUCAUCCCAUAAAUUACAGGCUCAUCCCAUCAGUUACAGGAUCAUCCCAGCAGACAGUUACAGGUUCAUCACAUCGGACAGUUAUAGGCUCAUCACAUCAGACACUUAUAGGAUAAUCCCAUCAGACAUUUAUAGGAUCAUCCCAUCAAUUACAUGAUCAUCACAUCAGGAAGUUACAGGCUCAUCCCAUCAGACAUUUAUAGGAUCAACCCAUCAGUUACAGCCUCAUCACAUCAGACAGUUACAGGCUUAUCACAUCAGACAGUUAUAGGCUCAUCACAUCAGACAGUUAUAGGCUCAUCACAUCAGACAGUUAUAGGCUCAUCCCAUCAGACAGUUAUAGGCUCAUCCCAUCAGUUACAGGAUCAUCACAUCAAUUACAGGCUCAUCCAAUCAGUUACAGGAUCAUCACAUCAGACUGUUAUAGGCUCAUCCCAUCAGUUACAGGCUCAUCACAUCAGACAGUUAUAGGCUCAUCCCAUCAAUUACAGGAUCAUCACAGCAGACAGUUAUAGGCUCAUCCCAUCAGAGAGUUAUAGGAUCAUCCCAUCAAUUACAGGCUCAUCCCAUCAGUUACAGAAUCAUCACAUCAGACAGUUAUAGGAUCAUCCCAUCAGUUACAGGAUCAUCACAUCAAUUACAGGCUCAUCCAAUCAGUUACAGGAUCAUCACAUCAGACAGUUAUAGGAUCAUCCCAUCAGUUACAGGCUCAUCACAUCAGAAAGUUAUAGGAUCAUCCCAUCAAUUACAGGAUCAUCACAGCAGACAGUUAUAGGCUCAUCCCAUCAGAGAGUUAUAGGAUCAUCCCAUCAAUUACAGGCUCAUCCCAUCAGUUACAGAAUCAUCCCAGCAGACAGUUACAGGUUCAUCACAUCAGACAGUUAUAGGCUCAUCACAUCAGACACUUAUAGGAUAAUCCCAUCAGACAUUUAUAGGAUCAUCCCAUCAAUUACAUGAUCAUCCCAUCAGACAGUUACAGCCUCAUCACAUCAGACAGUUACAGGCUCAUCACAUCAGACAGUUAUAGGCUCAUCACAUCAGACAGUUAUAGGAUCAUCCCAUCAGUUACAGGCUCAUCACAUCAGAAGUUAUAGUUAUAGGAUCAUCCCUUCAAUUACAGGAUCUUCCCAGCAGACAGUUAUAAAGGCUCAUCCCAUCAGAGAGUUAUAGGAUAAUCCCAUCAGUUACAGGCUCAUCACAUCAGACAGCUAGGCUCAUCCCAUCAGAGAGUUAUAGGAUCAUCCCAUCAGUUACAAGCUCAUCACAUCAGAUAGCUACAGGCUCAUCACAUCAGACAGUUAUAGGCUCAUCCCAUCAGACAGUUAUAGGAUCAUCCCAUCAGUUACAGGCUCAUCAUAUCAGACAGUUAUAGGCUCAUCAUCCCAUCAGUUACAGGCUCAUCACAUCAGACAAUUAUAGGAUCAUCCCAUCAGUUACAGGCGCAUCCCAGCAGACAGUCAUAGGCUCAUCACAUCAGACAGUUAUAGGAUCAUCCCAUCAGUUACAGGCUCAUCACAUCAGACAGUUACAGGCUCAUCACAUCAGACAGUUACGGGCUCGUCCCAUCAGACAGUUACAUGCUCGUCCCAUCUAACAGUUACAGGCUCAUCCCAUCAGACAGCUACAUGCUACUCCCAUCAGACAGUUACAUGCUCCUCCCAUCAGACAGUUACAGGCUCGUCCCAUCAGACAGUUAGAGGCUCAUCCCAUCGUCCCAUCAGACAGUUACAGACUCGUCCCAUCAGACAGUUACAGGCUCGACCCAUCAGACAGUUACAGGCUCAUCCCAUCAGACAGUUACAGGCUCGAUCCAUCAGAUAGUUACAUGCUCGUCCCAUGUAACAGUUACAGGCUCAUCCCAUCAGACAGUUACAGGCUCGACCCAUCAGACAGUUACAGGCUCGUCCCAUCAGACAGUUAGAGGCUCAUCCCAUCGUCCCAUCAGACAGUUACAGGCUCGACCCAUCAGACAGUUACAGGCUCGACCCAUCAGACAGUUACAGGCUCAUCCCAUCAGACAGUUACAGGCUCAUGUCAUCGGUUAAAGGCACAACAGUUUUUUUUGUGUGUCCGCAGCGGAGGAUGGAGAUGACCGUUGUAGUGAGUCCUCCGUCAUGACAGCAAUGACGUCCUGCCAGGGAGAGAGGCAGNACAGUUACAGGCUCAUCCCAUCAGACAGUGACAGGCUCGUCCCAUCAGACAGUUACAGGCUCGUCCCAUCAGACAGUUACAGGCUCAUCCCAUCAGACAGUUACAGGCUCGACCCAUCAGACAGUUACAGGCUCAUCCCAUCAGACAGUUACAGGCUCAUCCCAUCAGACAGUUACAGGCUCGACCCAUCAGACAGUUACAGGCUCGUCCCAUCAGACAGUUAGAGGCUCAUCCCAUCGUCCCAUCAGACAGUUACAGGCUGGACCCAUCAGACAGUUACAGGCUCGACCCAUCAGACAGUUACAGGCUCAUCCCAUCAGACAGUUACAGGCUCAUGUCAUCGGUUAAAGGCACAACAGUUUUUUUUUUGUGUCCGCAGCGGAGGAUGGAGAUGACCGUUGUAGUGAGUCCUCCGUCAUGACAGCAAUGACGUCCUGCCAGGGAGAGAGGCAGCAGCUGUCCUCGGCCAGUCAAGCCAACAGCACGGCGGAGCUUUGCAGGUCAGUUGAGUAGCUCAAUGUAAUCUAUAAGGGUUGUCCUAAGCUGUGUGUCAAUGGCCGGGUGGAUUGGACGCUAACGAAGUUAAGCAUAUUUUCUGAGAAGGGGGGGGGGGGGCAGGUAAACGCUGCAUAGUAAAUACCUCAAGCAUGUAUUCCGGGGGACAACACAACUAACUUUUUCGGGGCGGGGGUCGGGGUAAAACAUGCAUAGUAAAUACCCUUAACGAAGUUAAGCAUAUUUUCUGAGAAGGGGGGGGGGGGGCAGGUAAACGCUGCAUAGUAAAUACCUCAAGCAUGUAUUCCGGGAGACAACACAACUAACUUUUUCGGGGCGGGGGUCGGGGUAAAACAUGCAUAGUAAAUACCUCAAUCACGUUUUCUCGGAGACAACACAGCUAACUUUUUCGGGGCGGGGGUCGCGGUAAAACAUGCAUAGUAAAUACCCCAAGUACAUAAUCAGGGAAACAACACAAUCAACUAGGGGUGGAGGGGGCUAGGUAAAAGCUGCAUAGUAAAUACCUCAAGCACGUACUCCGGGAGACAACACAGCUAACUGCGUGUGGGAUUUAAAAAUCGACUGUCGAUGCUAAAAUACUUUUGUUUAAACAGUUCAUUUACAAUUUUACCGAAACAAUUUUUUUUUGUUAAAAACACGUCAAGAAAUGUGUCAGUCGGUAACAGACCGCUACAAAAUACACACAUUCUUGGCUCAAUUAAAUUUUUUUUUAAAGAGGGGGGGGGGUUGUUUGGCCGUUUGUUUGCAUUCCAGGAUCAAGACAAUAUUGGCCAAGGUCUUACAAUGCAUCCCCAAUCUUCCCCCCCCCCCUAAAAAAAAAACAAAAGCAAACUAAAAAGCGCUCUCUUUGAUAUCCAUGGCCGCCGAGCGGGGACAAGAAAUCGUUGCUCACUUGCAUUUGAUGAGCCCAACGCCGAGGGCCAGGGGAUUAAGAUCAGCUCGACCAACCAAACAACAGAACUUGACACUGGGUGGCUCUCAAGAAUGUUUUGUUAUUUUAUACUGUCUUUAAUAUCCACAAGCAGCAGUACAUUCUCGUGGUUAAGUCACGUGCCGGAGUCUAGAGCCUUUCCAUAUCAGAGAGGAUUCUGCCAGGUUUGCUUUAGCCUAGGGUGACCAAAUCAUGAACUGGAAAAAACGGGACACACCGAAGGAGGGGUUGGUUUUUUAUUUUUUUUUUUUUUUUUUUUUUUGGGGGGGGGGGGGGGGGGGGUGGGUUACCCUCCAGAAAAAAAGGGGUCCGGGGGCAUCCGCCAGAAACUCUUUAUUGAAAUCUGCUCAUUUUAACUAUUUUGAGACCUGAACAUUUUUAAAAAUGUGUCUUCACUUUCGUAAUUUAAUUUAAACUCUGAUGCAUAUCAUAAACGAAAACAAUAAUUUUUCACUGUCGUUUACGCACCGUCGGCAGAGUGGUGUGGAGGGGGGGAACAGAGCAGCCAUCACGCGAGCCCACAUCAAUACUGGCACUGGCUACACAGCUAGCCAAAAUAUUACUUGUAUUAUAAAUUAGGGAGUUUUAGUGAUUUGAAAAUGUGUUUGGUUUUAGAAACGGGGCAUUUUUUAGGAGUCCUGAGAGACUUUUUCGGGACAGCCGGUACGAUCGUGAAAAAAAGGGACAAUCCCGUUUUUACGGGGCUUUUGGUCACCAUGCUUUAACCGGACAUUUAAAAAAUAUCCCUUCUCGAGUCAUCAGUUCCUGGUAAUUCCUCUGCCACCCCCUCCAACUGACGGCGUAAACUACAUGUCCGUUAUUUCCCCACAGGGCCCUCCAACUCUACUCGGACUGCAUGAGACCGAAAAUAGAUGGAUGCCAAGGUGGAGCCAACGCAGCGUUCAGUGUCAUACUGAGCAAGUAUGCCAACGAGCCUUUUAAUUGUCGCCUGCUGGACUCCACCUCAACAAUCAAUGGUAAGGUUAAGUUCGUGAUCUGUUGUCUUCGUGUAGUUGCCUUGUAUGACAUCCUAAUCAGUGGUGAAUUUACAAAGUUGCCGUGUCCAGCAUUACUGCCCCUCUUUUCGAUACCUAAAUACAUUUCCUAUUGAUUAGAGACUAAAUCCAUCCCAAACCCACCCGACCCCCACCAAAAAAAUAAUCUUCAAAUUACCCCGUUUGGAAAACACUGCUAUAGAAACAAUCCCGUUUGAAAAACACUGCUAUAGAAACAAUCCCAUUUAGAAAAAACUGCUAUAGAAACAAUCCCAUUUGGAAAAAACUGCUAUAGAAACAAUCACGUUUGGAAAACACUGCUAUAGAAGCAAUCACGCAUAUAUAUAUAUAUAAAUUUUAAUAUAUAUACAUAUAUUAAAAUUUUUGUUUAAAACUCCAAAAAUGAUACCACUGGAAUAUCCAUUUACUGGAAAAUAGAUAUACUACACAAUAAAAUGUAAUCAUAUUCUACUAUAAACAUGAUAUUUACAACCAAAACAGACACCUCAAAUGCUUGUGAUGGAACAUAUUGAGACUCAACUCAAGACAAUUUAAUAUUUAUUUAGUAGAGCACUGGGAAAUUUUUAAGCUUUUUACAAGUUAACUUUCUUUAAAUUCCACACUGGCCCAUGAGUAAACGAAAUGACCCCACUUCCACGUUUUAAUAAAAACAAUCAGCUUCAGUUCUGCACUUUAUUAAGUACUAACUUACAUUUUUUUCUUAAAAGAGGGAUAGGGGUGUAAAAUAAAAAAGGGGGUGUGGGUGGAAAUGAAAGGGCAUAAAGAGAGAAAAGGAAAGACACAAAGUAUGGACCAUCUCUCAAAGACCACGAAACAGCACUGAACCAUUAUAUGAAUAGUCAAAUAGACACUUGGGUAAUAAUGAACACUUUCAUGUUUGGGAAGGGGGGGGGGGGGGGGGGGGAGACCUAAAAGAGACUUACGGGGGGAGGGGUGGUGAUGGGUAAUGGGUCUUUUCCAGGUCAUUGGACCAACACUAAUAGUUAUCAAGACAGUGUUAAAUAUUCCCUUUGAUUUUUAAAUGCUGCUUCAGCUACAUUUUCCAAAAUGACAUUCUCAUGUAUAUGUCCACAGAAGCCAACUCGUUUGCCCCAGACGGCACCAAACUCCACAAUGACUCAGCCAACAAGAAAGGCAACUUGGCAACCGCUGAUGAUUUCACUGGACCUUCCCACCAACAACCCUACGCCGUCGACAUCCUGGCCACCACCACACUGACGGUGGAUGUCACUCAGGAGGUCUCCUCCACAGCAGCCACCCCCGUGAAGGUGGACGACUCUGUGAGCCACAGCACGCCACACAAGAAGAGUUUUGACCCCCACAACGCGGCCCUGAGAGAAGCCCUGUCUACAGGACCUACGGUGCUGGCGGCGGUCAUGGUUCAUUGUUUCCUUUUCAUGGCAUUUCUUUAAAACAAAAUGCUCAAAUUUGUUCUUUAGGUUCUUAUUGACAGUGUUCAAAUGAGGAAAGAAAGAAACACACUCUCUUACAUAUUCCAUAACACACCCCUUACCCCCACGACAAUUUUAUUUUUAUACUAUAUUAUUAAAAGAAUCAAUCUUUAAAAAUGUGCCUUAACAGACAGUAUUGAUGGACUACCCCCCCCCCACCCCACUCCAUGGAUAACACACCCCUUACCCCCACGACAAUUUUAUUUUUAUACUAUAUUAUUAAAAGAAUCAAUCUUUAAAAAUGUGCCUUAACAGACAGUAUUGAUGGACUACCCCCCCCCCCACCCCACUCCAUGGAAAAUGAGAUUAUCCUACAUAAAAUUUAACUAACAUAAUUUGUUUAUUUUCCAUAUUGACAUUCUCGUGGCUAAGUCGCUUCCUCUCCUAUAUAAAGCAAUGGCAUAAGAUAAGAACAGAUGUAUAACUACAUCACUAGAUGCCAUAACUAGAAAAAGGGGGCUCCCUUUUUUUUUUUUUUUAAGGAGACUUGUCUACCACUGUUGGUGUAAGUGCACAAGCCCCUCACUUGAGAUACCUCAUUUUUUUGUUGUUGUUCAUUUUUUUUUCUCUAACCUCAUUGGUGUGUACUGUGUGUUAGUCUGUUCCCAUGAUUAAAUGUAAUGGCCAGAAAUACUAUUUCAUUAAGAAUGCUGCCAUGCUGGUGGGAGGGGAUGCUUGAGUAAAUAUAGAUUUUCUUCUCUAUUUAAUCUAUCAAACAGAAUUGAAUUGUUUUGGUCCAUGCUACUAAAUCACUGUUUCACAAAAUGAGUGAAUUCGUUAACCUUCAUAUUUCAUUACAGAAAACCUUGUACUGAGGAAUCAAUCUGUUAAUUUAUAAAUAUUGAAUCAUUAUAAAAGUGGCUAAUACAGGGGGUAUGUUUUCUUUAAAGGCUGGCAACAUAUGAAAGUUAAUUUUUUGGUCAUCAAAGUUUCAUUAGUGAGAUUUAUACCAGUAUUUAUUAAUUAAAGAACCUCUAAAAACAAAGUUUUUCGUAUAAAUGCUUUAUAUGCAUUCUUGCUUAUUUUAAUUUAUAUUAAUAUUAUAAUGACGCACCCGCUUUUACACUGCAGGUUUAUUUCACCAACUAUUUCAUAAAAACAAAAGAAAAUAUUAUGCACCAAACGCUGAUGCCAUAUUUUUCUUUAAGAAUCUCAUUCAGACUAGCGCAGUUAUCAGGAAUUUUAUUUUUUAAACAGUGGAAUCAUAUUUUCUUCCUCCUCCCCUUGAAAAACAGGAAAAACAGAUUUUUGGGGUUGUGGGUGAAAAUUUGAUAGAAUGUGUUGUCGCCCACAAAAAAUCUAUUGGCCAAGUUUCAGCUCGAUAGGUUUGAUAGAAAGUGGGUCAAUUAGCCAUCAGAAGAUUUUGCUCUAAACACACAAAAGCUAAGUUAAAAUAAAGGAUUUAAAAAUAGGUAUGAUGAAACAAUGUUUAAGAUUGAUGAGGCAAUGCUUAAGAUUGGCAAAACAAUGUUUAAGAUUGAUAAACAAUGUUUAAGAUUGAAAUGAGAAGGAAACAAAACAGCAAGAAAGUGUCCGUUUCCCCUGAAGUUUCAAAAACAGGAACCUGGUGCCAUAAACAAUCACAUUUUACAAAUUGUACGAAUAUUAUUGUUUGUAAUUAUUUUUGGUUCAUACAAUUUUAAAUAUAAAAGUAUUAUUUUGCAAUUUACAUGAACAUUUUUUUUGGAUUGUGAAGUAAUGAUAAAGCUCUAGUUGAGAAUAAUAGGAAAAUGAAAUACUGUGACGAAACAUGGCUGACAGUAAAUGACUCACACAAUGUCAAUAACAUAGCAUUCAAAUCAAAGAGAGGAUGGUGAGAAGCUGUACACUGAAGUCCCGUCAUGUGCCUCAUCAGUUCAUGAUGAACAACAUGAACAGCCCCCAAGUAAAUAUGUUGCUGUACUUUUAGGUUUGUGUUUUAUAUAUUAAGACUUGUCAUUGUGACCUCCUUUAUUUUCUUCUUAAAUACUUUUCAAUUCAAUAUGCAGGUACUCCCUGAUUUGCAAAAAAAGCUCUGUUUGUAAAAGUAUUUAUCUUGCACUUAUGUUUGUUUUGUGUUUAACACCUGGGAUACAUUAAUGUACAUGUGUUAGAAGUUGUCAUUUUGACAAAUGAAAAUCAUGUAUUGGAAAUGAAAUGCAUUUUAUUAUAAUGAAUGUUUUUAAAAAAAUAUAUAUAUUUUGUCUACAUCACCAUUGAAAAAUACAACUGAAAAAACCCCACUAUGAAAUCAUGCUAAGAAACAGAAGUAAUCAUACCAGUUAAUUUUUAUGAAACACUGAAAUUAACUUUAAAUCAUUUUAAACUUUUUAAUUGACAUAUGCCAGAAAAUAUCAGUUGAUAUCAGGAAAUAUCAGUUGAUAUCAGGACAUAUCAGUCAUAUACCUUAAGAAAACAUGACUCACCAAACUACCCAUCCUUUUCUCAGUGUUGUCAAAAAGAUUGUUUUAAUGCCUAGAUUUCUAAAGCUGGUCACUAUAAUUGAUUUUCCAUGUCUCAAAUUAUCUCCCUUAUUAUUGUUGGGUAGUUUUGAAUCUAAACUUUAAUUAAAUAUGUGUCUAACCUUUAAAUUAUGGUUUCACAAUUUAUUAUAAUCCAACAAUGUUUAACUGUUUUGACAUAGCAUUUUAAACAUAAAUAAAAUUAUCUUUACCAAAAAAAAAAGAAAUUUUGAUUCUCAAUAAAUUGAAAACUUUAUGUGUGACAAAAUUUCAUUCUAAGUUUUACUUUUCAUACUUAAUAAAUAGCUGGCAAUUUUUUUUAUACUCAAUAUUUUUUUCAUAUUGUGAAUGAUCUCAGUGUUACUCAAAGCAAGUAGGAAAUUUAAAGGGGAAAAAUUUGCUCUAUGGAUGGAGCCAUCAGCUGACAUCAGUACAACUACAAGAUCCAGCUACAAGGCAGACAACUAAUUACAUUUUUUUAGACAAUGGACCAACUGUACCAAUGAAUGUUAUCA